This is a messenger RNA of Pyrus x bretschneideri (Chinese white pear), 603 nucleotides long. RefSeq names its product polcalcin Phl p 7-like. Gene Ontology annotation, molecular function: calcium ion binding. Lineage: Eukaryota; Viridiplantae; Streptophyta; Magnoliopsida; Rosales; Rosaceae. The record is from RefSeq and is a predicted model, not a curated record. The transcript has a single exon. Bases 42 to 293 code for a protein of 83 amino acids.
AAAGAAAGAAACUCGAAUACUGCAAUCACAAUAAAAACACAAUGGCUGAUGAUCAUGCCAAGGCAGGAUGUGAGCGUGUGUUUAAGCGCUUUGAUUACAAUGGCGAUGGCAAGAUUUCAUUGACUGAGCUGGCCGAUGCACUUAAAGCACUUGGCUCUUCUUCGCCGGAUGAAGUCCGUCAGAGAAUGGAGGAGAUCGACAAGGAUCGCGAUGGGUUCAUUUCACUCGAGGAGCUGUUCGAUUUCCAACAUGCCAACCCUGAUUUGAUGAAGGAAGUCAUCAAGCAAUUGUAACAAAAGAAGCCUUAUAAAAUGUAUUAUGUUUAUUGACCACAUCCCUCACAAAAGUUUAAUUCAUACAAAUCGGUCUUGAAAGCAUGGUGAGAAAACGUGGUAAGAAUAUGACAUGUAGCGUUACUCAAUUUUAUUUUUUUAUUAUUUUUUUAUAUAAAUUGAUUCAAACGUUAAAUAUGUAUGACCUUAAUUACUCACAAUGGUGAGAGUUUGUACUCUAAUCAUUCUAGAAGUUCAUUUACAUAUUUAUAAGGCCUUUUGGGUUUCAUUCAUAUACCAGCUUCUAGCUUUCAUGUGCUUAUUAGCCAUA